Molecule: messenger RNA, 1889 nt
Organism: Branchiostoma floridae (Florida lancelet)
Lineage: Eukaryota; Metazoa; Chordata; Leptocardii; Amphioxiformes; Branchiostomatidae
Product: negative elongation factor D-like
Exons: 14
Coding region: 94-1842 (582 amino acids)
Biological process (GO): negative regulation of transcription elongation by RNA polymerase II
Cellular component (GO): NELF complex; nucleus
Molecular function (GO): RNA binding
Source: RefSeq, a predicted model, not a curated record
GACACCGAGAGAGUGGUAACGUUGUUUUGUCCAUCUAAAAAAUUAAGUGUUAUUCCAUCAACUCGAGGACGAAAACAGAGGUAAAACUAAAACAUGGAUGACUUUGACGAUUCAGGGAGCUGGGAUGGUGAUCCCUAUGACCGAUCGUACGAUUCUCUACACGGAGAGGAUCAUGAGGGGGAGGGGGGCGAUGAGGAGGACAUGGCGGUACAACAGGAGUGUCUGGAGGCGUUUGGCAACAGGGACUACAUCAUGGAGCCUGGCAUCUUCAACAUGCUGCAGAGGUACUUCCAGCAUGGCGGAGCUCCAGAACAGGUCAUCGACCUCCUGUCUACCAACUACACAGCAGUGGCACAGAUGGUCAAUGUGCUGGCUGAGUGGCUCAUUCUAACAGGUAUGAAGCCAACAGAGGUACAAGACAUGGUGGAGGAUCACCUGAAGGAACUGGUACUGAAACACUUUGAUCCAAAGAAGGCUGAUACCAUUUUCUCUGAGGAAGGCGAGACUCCAGCCUGGCUGGAGGAAAUGAUUGCCCACCCCAAGUGGAGAUCACUCUUCUACAAAUUGGCGGAGGAUUACCCAGAAUGCCUCAUGCUCAACUUUACCAUCAAGCUCAUCUCAGACGCGGGGUACCAGGGAGAGAUCACCAGCGUGUCCACGGCCAGUCAGCAGGUGGAGGUGUUCUCCCGCGUACUGCGGACGUCUCUCACCAACCUGCUGGAGGGAGGGGAGGAGGGGCUGGAGAAAAACCUACCCGAGAUUAUUAAAAUGGUCUGCCAUGGAGAACACACCUAUCUGUAUAGCCAGGCCCUCCUGCAGUACCUCAAAGAAGAGGAAGGAGGCAGUGCUGUCAGAAGAAUCAGCCAGGAGCUUCAGAAAGCUGCCAAAGACCUGGGCCGUGAUGUUACAGAGAUGACUCUGGCCCUGGGAAAGGCCUCAUCUUACCCCCGAGCGUGCCAGGCGCUGGCCUGUAUGCUGUCCAGAAACGCACUCAACCCAGCAGACAUCACGGUGUUGUUCAAGAUGUACAGUGGGAAUAACCCUCCUCCUGUAGAAGUCAUCAGGUCACCCCUGUUCUUUGAGCUGUUCAUGCAAGCUUUGUUCAAGCCUGGGUCCAAACUCAACCCUGAACACAAACCCAAGUACAUCUAUCUGUUAGCCUAUGCUGCAAGUGUGCAUGAAACAUGGAAAAAGAACAAGAGAACAGCCAUUGCCAAGGAUGAGUUGAAGUCCACUUCUCAGGCAAUUGAACGUGCCACAAACCUGUGCUGUAAGGAAAGGUCUGAGGUGGUGGCAGAGUUAGGAACACUGUACUCCUGUAUCAGAGUACCAGUUGUAGCCAUGGGUGUUCUACGGUGGAUAGACUGGACCGUCUCUGAGCCCAGCUACUUCAAGCUGCUGACAGACCACACACCCAUCCACCUGGCACUGCUGGAUGAGAUCAGCACCUGUCAUCCUCUACUACAUCCACAUGUGCUCAAGUUUCUCAUCAGGCUGCUGGAGACAACCUACCCAGACUUGGAUGUUCUUGUACAGCUGGAGCUGAAAAAGACCCUGUUGGACAGGAUGGUCCAUCUGCUGAGCAGGGGGUAUGUGGUGCCCAUUAUUCAAUACAUCAAGGGCUGCAUCGACAGGGGUGACACGGACAUCUCUCUCAUCAGACACUUUGUUACAGAGGUGAUUGACAUCAUCGCCCCACCAUACUCCUCAGAGUUUGUCCAGCUGUUUCUACCCAUCAUAGAGAACGAGGCCAUCACAGGAAACCUGCGAACACCCGAUGAGUCCGACCCUGUCUCAGACUUCAUAGGACACUGCAGAUCCAACUUUGUAGUCAUGACAUGAUCUACUCACUGUCACAUAUUAGUGUCAAGGUGGACUUUGUCUUGCUG